CUUGAGAUAUCUUCUCUAUCAUUUACUACCUUUCUUCUCCGUCCUGCUCAAAGCAAGUUCCUCUCGUCUGAAGUCUCGUUGCUUUUCCGCGUCUUCAGCCAAUCAGAAACGCCCCAUAUAGACCGCAUCCCCGCAUUGCAAUUGCCGGAUACCUGCAUAGAUACCGAAAAGUCCGAGUUGAUAAAUCUCCACUAUCUCCUCGUCCACCCUUCUAUCUCCUUUUCGUCUCUUCAGUCUCGCCGUCCAGCGCAGCAAUGGCAUCAACCGACCAUCCCAUACCCCGCAAACUAUGGGAGCAUCCGGAUCCCAAGUCCACAGCAAUGUGGCAGUUUAUGCAAAACGCGAACCAAAAACGAGGCUUAAAUAUGCAGACAUUCCGAGAGCUGUACGACUGGAGCGUGGGCGAUAGACGCAUAGAGUUCUGGGAAGAUAUGUGGGACACAGCGGGCUUGAUAUACGAAGGCGAUUAUGAAGAGGUGGUUGACAUCACGGCACCGAUGGAUAGCAUACCGCACUGGUUCCGGGGCACGCAUCUCAACUUCGCCGAGAACGUUUUGUACUCGCCUUCUCCCGACAAUCCGUCUGUGAGGACGACGCAGCAUAAAGAGGACGAUAAGAUUGCGCUGACGGAGAUAAGAGAGGGGAAUACGGAGGUGCGGCAUAUGACGUGGGGCGAAGUCCGGAAAAGAGUUGGGCUGCUCGCGAAUGCGUUCCGAGCGAGGGGCGUGAAGAAGGGGGAUAGAGUGGCGGUUGUGGCGAGCACGAGCUUUGAUACGUUUAUCUGCUUUAUGGCUAUCUUGAGCAUUGGGGGCUUGUUCAGUUCUAGCUCCACCGAUAUGGGCACGAAAGGUAUCCUGGAACGACUGCUGCAGAUCAAACCUGCGUAUCUCUUCGUCGACGAUUGGGCCGUCUACAACGGGAAAACGACCGACCUCCGACCCAAGAUCAGAGAGAUUGUGGAGGGUAUGAAGGGCGUGCCAGAGUUCAAGAGUGUGGUUGUGCAGCCUAGGUUUCCCGGCGAACCCGCAGAUCUGCAUGGCGUGCCGCGGGCGGUGACGCUCGAUGGCUUUUUGAAGGUCGCGCAUGGAGAUGAGAAGAUAACGUUUGAAAGGGUGGCGUUUAGGGACCCCUUUUUGAUUGUGUAUUCGAGUGGCACGACGGGGAUACCGAAGUGUAUUGUGCAUUCAACGGGUGGAGUGCUGAUUAGCGUAAUGAAGGAAGGGAGAUUGCAUAAGGAGUUGGGGCCUAAUGAUACAGUAUUGCAGUACACUACGACUGGAUGGAUAAUGUACCUCGUAAGCGUGCAGUGCCUCCUCUACGGCAGCCGCUCUGUCCUCUACGAUGGCUCCCCCUUCCAGCCCUCUCCUCAGGCCUUCCUCUCUAUCCUCGCAGAGCAGCGCGUCACCGACUUCGGUACCUCACCCCGCUUCCUCCACGAACUCCAGAAACAAGACGUCGUUCCCCGUAGCAUCUUCAACCUCUCCUCCCUGCGCUCCGUCUGCACCACAGGCAUGGUGCUAUCCGAAUCCCUCUUCGAAUGGUUUUACGACACUGCGUUCCCGCCCGCCGUGCAUUUGCGUAAUAUAAGCGGUGGGACUGAUUUAGCGGGCUGCUUUGGCAUUGAGAAUCCGCUCGAGCCGGUGCAUGUGGGGGGUUGUCAGGGCCCCACGCUAGGAACCAAGAUGGAAGUCUACGAUAGCACUAUCGAGGAUGGUCCGGGGAGGGCGGUGCCGCAUGGUGAGCCCGGCGAGCUUGUGGCUACUGCGAGCUUCCCUAACCAGCCCGUCUUCUUCUGGGGCGAUGAGACGGGUGAGCGCUAUCAAAGCGCAUACUAUACGCGCUUUCCACGCGUAUGGACGCAUGGGGACUUUAUUCAGUUCCAUCCGGUGACUGGGCAGGUGCUGUUUCUCGGACGAGCGGACGGCGUGCUGAACCCGAGCGGAGUACGAUUCGGGUCGAGCGAUAUUUACUCGGUGAUUGAGACCCAUUUCCCUGAGGUGGCCGACAGUGUGUGCGUAGGGCAGAGGAGACCACAUGACAGCGAUGAGAAUGUUCUGCUGUUCUUGAAGAUGAGGGAGGAGCAUCGUUUCACCCCCCAUCUAGUGGAAAAGGUAAAGGGCAAGAUUGGGGAGGAGAGGAGUAAGAGACAUGUUCCAAAGUAUGUGUUCCAGACCUGGGAUAUACCGACCACUGUCAACUUGAAGAAAGUCGAGCUGCCCGUGAAGCAGAUCGUGUCGGGGAGGAUCAUCAAGCCGAGCGGUACGCUCGCAAACCCGGAUAGCUUGCAGUUCUAUUACCAGUUUGUGGAGGUGGAGAAGGUAGUUGAGAAUAUGGAGAAGGAGAAGAAGGAGCAGUUCAAGAGUAAGCUAUAGCGUGAUAGUCGGAAGAAUGAGAGUAAGAUGUCGCCCUCUGCUAGUAGGGUGUCACCCAGCAGGAGCUAGGAGCACCCACAUAAGCAAUCCCGCGUCAGGUUCAGGUUAGAAGGAUAAGAGCUUUAGAAUAU
Molecule: messenger RNA, 2503 nt
Organism: Trematosphaeria pertusa
Lineage: Eukaryota; Fungi; Ascomycota; Dothideomycetes; Pleosporales; Trematosphaeriaceae
Product: acetoacetate-CoA ligase
Exons: 3
Coding region: 255-2372 (705 amino acids)
Biological process (GO): lipid metabolic process
Cellular component (GO): cytosol
Molecular function (GO): acetoacetate-CoA ligase activity
Source: RefSeq, a predicted model, not a curated record